Messenger RNA from Bactrocera tryoni, 781 nucleotides. RefSeq lists its product as uncharacterized. Bases 1 to 531 code for a protein of 176 amino acids. The record is from RefSeq and is a predicted model, not a curated record. Lineage: Eukaryota; Metazoa; Arthropoda; Insecta; Diptera; Tephritidae. The transcript has 2 exons.
AUGGCCGCAAGCCGUGGAGAACGGGCGAAUAUGAUGACGUCUGCUUCGAGGCGUCGCAAUAAAAGUGAAUCACCGAAAUAUGGUUACAACCUCGGCCGCUCAAUGCCAUAUCGUUCGAUCGCUCGCAAUAAUGUGCUACCACUGCACUCAUCAGCAAGCUCUACUUUACCGCCCGGUGCUUAUACGUCCUAUGGGCUUACCCCGACUACAACAACACCAUACCACGAAUCACAUCAUCUCAGCAGCAGCCAGGCCGCGCAUGCCAAUUUGCCAAGCUCAAGCACCAGCGUCGCUUCCUCAGCCAGUCCGCCGCCAUUUCACCGAACGCUGCCGGAACGGCGUUGCAUAGACUGCCGCCACACCACAGUAGCCAACAUCACGCCGGCCAUGCGACGGCAACAAUCGACGAAGAUGGCACCAGUCUCUUUUCGCCACUCUCACCUUGUGCGCCGCUUACCGCUGCCAUGGACAAGGACACUCACAUAUUCGUGUAUAAUGAGGCGAAAGCGAAGAAGACUCGUAAGCGUCUAAUUGCAAACCAUGUUGGCGAAAUUAUGGCUGAGGUACCGUGCCGCUUUUCAAUGAAUGUAAGCGAUGAGGAGGAUGUCAUUGGUUUGUUGGAUGAGGUGGAGCGGCGUCGACGUUGCUCUCGCACUGAUAGCAAGAAAUCCUGGAAGGGGAAGUGGGAGUGGUCGCUGAUGUGUUGAGUAGUGGCGUGGAAGAUGAAAACGGCGAAGAGGAUUAUCUAGAGUUGGAGAGUGGCAAAUGGAUGUCACAGGUA